AACCCUUCAAUUAAUCGCAGAGGAUGUUAGCACCGGGGAAUUAUGCUCAGAAUAAACCUAUCUGUAAGACCCACAGCUCGGGCAGUUUGGGGUCAAAGAUGGAAUCCUUCACACUCGAUAGCGACAAAAACUCGCCGCAUGACCUUGAACUGUCAUGGCUGCUGAACAACGCAGACGGCGGACUGGGAAACAGCGGGGGCUUCCCUGGGCAAGACAACAACACCUAUAACACGUACACAAACGCCCAGUCCAACAAUAGCAAUACCAACAACAACAACAACAUAAACAACAUCAGUAGCAGUGCUGCGAUAAACAUCAACAAUAGCGGCAGUCAAGGCAACAGUAAUGCGCUGGUCAGCAGCACGAGUAGCCAGCCCAACAUCGGCGGCGGUCACAUGGACCUGAACAUGCAGGCCAACGAUUUCAGCAUGGGCUUUGACCGCAGGAACCUCGACCUGAAUGAUAUGAAUGCUAAUAACAGUCACAACAACAAUAACGGGAUGAAUACCGGUUCGUUUGGGAACGGGAUGACGGGGAUGGGCAAGCCCUCACCACGCGAUGGCGAGGGUCUGCAAAGGGGUAUGAUGCCGGGGGUUGGGAGUAUGGGUUCAAAUCGGUCCGCUUUCAACCGGCCCAGGUGCAAGAGUGCGGGGUCCGUAGGAGAUCCUUCGCGGAAUAGGGACUUUAGUAGCCGGCAUGGGAUGCUGCCCACGAUAUCGUCACAACUCGAGGAUAGCGUGCUGCUGAAUAGCGGGUCCAAAAAACGGGCCGAACUUAGGAGGCUCGGGCAAUGGGGCAGGCGGAAUGGAGCUGUUCCUUCAGAGCUGUCCGUGUGCGGGAUAGUGCCAUGAGAUCGACACGCCCUCAUGCCAAGGGCACAUGCACGCAUACGUUACUUAUCUGUAGUUCAGCCCUAUCUACCGGAUUGGUAUGGGUUGGUUCAGGAGACAUGUCGGUAUGUGGGGUCGCGCGUUUGGGGCAUAGGAGUGGAGUGCCGGGUGGUGGUGCAAUUCCCAACAAUUAAAUAAACAGGAAGCUAGUACGCUACGCGCAGGCUUUCGUAUGUCCCUAUGUGCUGCCUCUACUGCAAUACGGCCGAGGCUUAACUAGCCUGCUCUGGCCAGAUGUCCCAUACUUUGGGAGAUGUCAUUCGAGAGAGGAGUUUGGAGGUACAUGUAUUCACAAAC
Sphaeroforma arctica JP610 is the source of this 1187-nucleotide messenger RNA. RefSeq lists its product as hypothetical. The transcript is spliced from 3 exons. Bases 24 to 851 code for a protein of 275 amino acids. Lineage: Eukaryota; Ichthyosporea; Ichthyophonida. The record is from RefSeq and is a predicted model, not a curated record.